This is a messenger RNA of Globicephala melas (long-finned pilot whale), 2594 nucleotides long. RefSeq names its product protocadherin beta-8-like. NCBI's taxonomy places the organism in Eukaryota, Metazoa, Chordata, Mammalia, Artiodactyla, Delphinidae. Gene Ontology annotation, biological process: homophilic cell-cell adhesion. Gene Ontology annotation, cellular component: plasma membrane. Gene Ontology annotation, molecular function: calcium ion binding. The record is from RefSeq and is a predicted model, not a curated record.
UCAACAGCAGAGCCUGGAAGCCCAUGAGAAGCUUGGAUGCCACAGAAGGAGGACUGGGUCCUCUGUAAAGGACUACUCACUGGAAUAUUUCUGAAGUACCUUGUGGAAUAACUACAGUCUCAGAAACGUACUGAGGCCUUUACAGCUCAGCGGAACCACCCUCGCCAGAGGCUAUACCGAGCAAGAACAAUGGAGGUUGUCAGGAAGCUCAUUUGCAGACAAAGGCAAGUCUUUUUCUUCUUUUUCUUCUUGGGCUUAGCUCAGGCGGGCUCUGAAUUUAGGCGUUAUUCUGUGGUGGAGGAAACUGAAGGGAGCUCUUUUGUAACCAAUUUAGCAAAAGACCUGGGUCUGGGGCAGGGGGAACUUUCCAGGCGGGGAGCUAGGGUCAUUUCCAAAGGAAACAAACUGUAUCUGCAGCUCGAUCAGGAGACUGGGGAUUUACUGCUAAAUGAGAAACUGGACCGCGAAGAACUGUGUGGUCAGACAGAGCCCUGUAUGCUGCGUUUCCAGGUGUUGCUAGAGAAUCCCUUAGAGUUUUUUCAAGCUGAGCUACAGGUAAUAGACAUAAAUGACCAUGCUCCGGUGUUCAUGGACAGAGAUAUGUUGCUAAAAAUAUCAGAGAGCAGUCCUCCUGGGACUAAGUUUCCUCUGAAGAACGCUCAGGACAUGGAUGUAGGCCGAAACAAUAUUGAAAACUAUACCAUCAGUCCCAACUCCUAUUUCCGGGUCCUCACCCGCAAACGCAGCGAUGGCAGGAAAUAUCCGGAACUUGUGCUGGACAAAGUGCUGGAUCGGGAGGAGGAACCUGAGCUCAGGUUAACCCUCACUGCUCAGGAUGGCGGGUCUCCACCCCGGUUUGGCACCGCUCAGGUCUCCAUCGAAGUCGUGGACAUCAACGAUAAUGCCCCUGAAUUUGAGCCGCCUUUCUAUAGGGUACAGAUCCCCGAGGACAGUCCCAUAGGCUACCUGAUUGUCAAAGUCUCUGCUACGGAUAUAGACAUAGGAGUCAAUAGAGAGAUUUCCUAUUCACUUUUCCAGGCUUCAGAAGAGAUUAGCAAAACCUUUGAGAUCAACGCCAUGACAGGAGAAAUUCGACUGAAAAAACAACUUGAUUUCGAAACAACUCAGUCUUAUGAGGUCAAUAUCGAGGCCAGAGAUACUGGAAGUCUUUCUGGGAAAUGCACCGUUCUGACUCAAGUCAUGGAUGUGAACGACAAUGCUCCAGAAGUCACCAUGUCUGCACUUACUAGGCAGAUCCCCGAGAACUCUCCUGAGACUAUGGUUGCAGUUUUCAGUGUUUCAGAUCUUGAUUCUGAAGAGAAUGGGAAAAUAAGUUGCUACAUUCAGGACGAUCUACCUUUUUUCCUUAAAUCUUCCAUGGAAAACUUUUAUACCCUAGUAACAGAGAGACCGCUAGACAGAGAGACCAGAGCAGAAUACAACGUCACCAUCACCGUCACGGACUUGGGGACACCCAGGCUGAAAACCGAGCACAACAUAACCGUGCUGGUGUCCGACGUCAACGACAACGCCCCCGCCUUCACCCAGACCUCCUACACCCUGUCCGUCCGCGAGAACAACAGCCCCGCCCUGCACAUCGGCAGCGUCCGCGCCACAGACAGAGACGCGGGCGCCAACGCCCAGGUCACCUACUCGCUGCUGCCGCCCCUCGACGCGCACGUGCCCCUGGCCUCCCUGGUGUCCAUCAACCCGGACAACGGCCACCUGUUCGCCCUGAGGUCCCUGGACUACGAGGCCCUGCGGGCGUUCGAGUUCCGCGUGGGCGCCGCCGACCGCGGCUCGCCCGCGCUCAGCAGCCAGGCGCUGGUGCGCGUGCUCGUGGCGGACGACAACGACAACGCGCCCUUCGUGCUGUACCCGCUGCAGAACGCCUCGGCGCCCUGCACCGAGCUGGUGCCCAGGGCGGCCGAGGCGGGCUACCUGGUGACUAAGGUGGUGGCGGUGGACGGCGACUCGGGCCAGAACGCCUGGCUGUCGUACCAGUUGCUCAAGGCCACGGAGCCCGGGCUGUUCGGCGUGUGGGCGCACAACGGCGAGGUGCGCACGGCCCGGCUGCUGAGCGAGCGCGACGCGGCCAAGCACAGGCUGCUGGUGCUGGUCAAGGACAACGGCGAGCCGCCACUCUCGGCCAGCGUCACGCUGCACGUGCUGCUGGUGGACGGCUUCUCGCAGCCCUACCUGCCGGUCCCUGAAGCGGAAGCGGCGGACGCGGCCCCGGCCGCCCCGCUCACCGUCUACCUGGUGGUGGCCUUGGCGUCGGUGUCGUCGCUCUUCGUCUUCUCGGUUCUGGUGUUCGUCGCGGUGCGGCUGUGCAGGAGGGGCGGGGCGGCCUCGGUGGGUCGCUGCUCGGUGCCCGAGGGCCACUUUCCGGGCCACCUGGUGGACGUCAGCGGCACGGGGACCCUGUCCCAGAGCUACCAGUACGAGGUGUGUCUGAAGGGGAGCUCUGGGACCAGCGAGUUCAACUUUCUGAAGCCAAUUGUGACCAAUUUUCAGGGCCAUUCCCCUGGCCCAGAUAUAGAAGAAACCCCCAACUUUAGGAAAGAUUUUGGUUUCAGUAUUCAGUGACAGCA